CCCCCGUCUCCCGACUCCGCCGGCGCGCAUCAGCUGAGCGCCGUGCAUGCGCAGUGCGGGCGGCUCGGCGGCUGACUGACUGACUGGCGGCGGUCGGGGCUGCUGCGUGGGCGCCGGGGAGUCGCCGGCCGUUCCCCGCCCUCGGUUCUUUAGAGCGCUGAAAAAUGUCGGGUUUUCUUGAGAGCGUGAGGUGCUCGGAGUGUGUUGACUGGGGAGAGAAGCGGAACACGAUCGCUUCGGUUGCUGCGGGCGUGCUGUUUUUUACAGGUUGGUGGAUAAUCAUAGAUGCAGCUGUAAAAUACCCUGAAGUGGAAGACUUCAACCAUUCGUACCAUGCUUGUGGGGUUAUAGCCACUAUUGCAUUCCUCAUGAUCAAUGCGGUGUCUAAUGGACAAGUGCGGGGUGACAGUUACAGUGAAGGCUGUCUCGGACAAACAGGUGCUCGGAUCUGGCUGUUCAUCGGUUUUAUGAUGGCUUUUGGAUCUCUGAUUGCUUCCAUGUGGAUCCUUUUUGGAGGCUACGUUGUUAAGGAAAAACCAGUAGUAUACCCAGGAAUAGCUGUGUUUUUCCAGAAUGCGUUCAUCUUUUUUGGAGGGCUGGUCUUCAAAUUUGGUCGCACGGAAGAUCUGUGGCAAUGAGCGCGCCCGUGGAAGCGCAUUGGCCGUGCUGGUUUUUUAACUGCACACUCCUGAAAUUUUGUAAACCAUUUUGUAAAGGGUGACCUUCAGUUGUGUCUAAAUAUAAAACAAGCAAAACUUAAAUCAUAGCACUAAAACUUCUGUUUCUGUUCUGUUACAUUUUUUUACUCUUCUAUGUUGAUUUAAGCGUUGUAAUGUUUUUGACAAAUAUAAAAUUGCUACAAGUAACAACGGAAGUCACUUUUAUGAUACGACAUUUGUUACAAGUAAAUAGUAUAGUGAAAAACGGAUGUAUUUAACUGGCUGUUUCUAUUAUAUUAUUUACAAUCCAAGACUUACUAAAAAUGCUUUAAAACAACUUUUUAACAUAUAUUUAUUAAAUAUUUCCUAUACCUGGACAAUAUAACCAUUUCUUUAAUUUCAAAA
This is a messenger RNA of Phalacrocorax carbo (great cormorant), 1064 nucleotides long. The record is from RefSeq and is a predicted model, not a curated record. Lineage: Eukaryota; Metazoa; Chordata; Aves; Suliformes; Phalacrocoracidae.